AAAAUUUAAUUUCGCACACUUAAGUUUAUGGUUCCUAAAAAAAUGACACAGCUCCUACUUUACAAUAAAAAUAUGGCCCGACAAUGACAGCUUUAUUAUGCCAGUCACUGUUUUUUUUUCACAGACUAUAAAUGAAUAAAUGUCACAAAUAGUGAUGUUGUGUUUUUCAGCCUCUUGGAUCAUUUAUUUCCAGUAUGAUACAAAUUAUUAUUAUUUAUGAUGAAAUAAAGCAAAAUGUGUUCAGUGACAACUGGCAGUGCGUUGGUUAUAUUCAUGUGUUCUCCUUACAGAAUGUGCAGCUGCUGUUGUUGUUGUUGUUGUUGUUGUUGUCACUGCCUGGUCCAAUUUUACAUUAGGCAAUGAAGGGGAAUAUGAGGUAAAUGAUUGUAAUAAUAAUAAUAAUAAUAACAAAACGGCAAUUUCAAUAUAAUAUACAUUUUACCCGUUCGAAAAGAUCACAACAACAAUCUCUGGAAACAGCACCAGCAGGACAAGCGGAUGAUGAGGACAAUGCAGCCCCUUCAGGUAAGUGUUUUGCUACUUUGUUAUCUCUGAAUGAAUUGAUAUGAUAAUUCUCUGAUCAAUGCAUCUGUAUGUCAAAUAUUACAGCACCUUGUGACUUUUUGGGGGGAUUUCAAAUGAUAUUGUAUAACAACAAUCUUUUUUUUAUUCUUAUCACCAUCAGACAACACUUCAUCUGUAGCUGAGAUGGAAACAGGGUCGUCAGCUGCUGCAGCAAUGGACAACACAGGUGGACAGCAGGGUGACACACUGAACAUCCCUGCAUUCACCAGGGAUCGACUGGGUGCAAAAGAAGUGGAACAGAACCAGGAAACUAGCUCACGCCAGGACCAACGUGGAGCGAGUUUAUUGGUUGUGGUGUCGUGGUCGGCGGGACCUUCACUCCGAGGGUUCGUAUGGGUCUAGUCCUUUCACUCCUUCUAUCUUCUGCAAAUACCGCGCCUUUUCCUUCGCGUUUAAUUUCUCUCGAUAUGGACCCGCUGCGUUCGCCUUCGCCCUCGCCCGUUCCAUUUGUUGAACUUUUUCGUGUUUGUGUUCAUUUGUGUGCGUCGAUAGUAGCUAAAGAAAAAGACGUAAACAGCCGGACUAUUUGGGACUACCGGCAUGUUGCCUUUAACCCCCCAGAAUGCAUUGCGUGUUGGUCACGUGGUCUGGUGGGCCCUAACUGUCAAAACGUAUACGGACCGUUAAGCCUGCACCUACAACAACAACAACAACAACAACAAAAAAGCGUCACCACCUGUCUUUGGAUUGAAGCUCCCACACCUGACGACAAUAAUCAGCUAAUGAAAAGCUAAAGCUGCAGGUCAAGCUCUGUCAUCCAGCUGCAUGGACGUUCAGCCGCAAACUGUAAGUUUUUAAAGUGUUUUUUAAAUUAAAAACAACCUUUGAAAACGUAUCACUGAGCUGAGUUGCCGUGUUAAUAUCAUUUAGUGUUCACUAAAUAACACGGAUGUAAACGAUACAGUGGCCAUAUCUGGAGCCCAUCCAGGAGGAACCGGAGCAAGAGGAUGAAAGUAGUGGAAGUGACGCAGGGGAAGGAGGAGAUGAGGAUUUUCAAGUUCAAGUGGGAAUGGAGACUGAGGAUGAGGAUGAGGAUGAGGAUGAUGAUGCUCCACUGAGGGUUCUCAGGUCAACAAGACUGUCUGAAAGUUUUCUUCAAAUUCAGUCUACUGGACAAAUGGAGGAGCCACACGUGUCAGAUCUCAGCACAAGUGAAGAAGCCACAACAUCUGAGCAGCCGUCAGGAAGCGAGAGGCAGUCCAGGAGUCCGCAGCGGAGGAAAAAGGUCAGCAUUAUUAUCACAUUUCACACAAUGUCAACACACUGCUCAAAAAUGUGAUAGUGAGGUGUUGAUUCUAAAGAUGCCUAAGAUCAGGAAGCAGAAAUGUGUAUCGCUUAAGAGGAAGAAGAAGAAGAGGAGAAGCAGCAGGGGGUCAUCUCUGGUUGUGAGUGGUCAUUUUAUUGUAGGCAAAGAUGACUCCACCUCUAAAGAUAUUCAUUCUCAUCUAUGUGUUGUUGUUGUUGUUGUUGUUGUUAAAUAUCCAGAAACCUUUUUUCACGGAGGAGCUGUUUCCUCCGUGGCUGGUGGAACUGAUGGUCAACAUCGAAGAGGCAACAACACACCAGCUGGUGAUUGAGUAACAAUCACGCGCUGAUUGUGGGGAUGUUCAGUGAUGUCGCUCAUGUCAGACAUUGACCUUGUUAGUGAGCACAGAGCAGGAACAAACCUCCCACACACAAAAACACACAAUAGGAAGAGUCGGCACUGCCACAGAGGAAAGACAGUAGAUCAAUGCGAGGGUCACAGUUGUUGUUUUUCAAAUCAAUAGUAGUGAAUAAACGAAAAGAAAGAAAAGUUUAUGUACCAUAGGGCAUAUUGUUUUUUAUAUGGUCACCUUAGGUUGGAGUAAUUUUAUGUAGUGUAAAGACCUGAGAACCCGUGUCUAUUUUCCUUUUGACAGAACAACUGGGGCCAGUUUUUCUUUGCUGGGUUAGACUUAUUUUCACAAAUUAAGUGGAGCAAACGUUUCAAGAGGUGAACAUACAGUAUUAAACGGGCUUCACUCGUACUUCAUCACUUAACACGUUAAAGCAAAGAACAGUUCACAAAAUUCACCUCUGUCACUUUUUUUCCACACUCACUUCACAGUAACAUUUCAGCAAAAAUGAUUUCCAAUUGGUCUGACAAUUCAGGAUAAACUAAUUAUACUUUAAGUGCACCAUGACCUGUUUGGUAUAUUGCCAUGUGGACUGCCAUGUUUUCACAAUAACCCAGAGUUAUGAAGGCUACACAGUAGUUAAUUUUGCUUUAUGUAACAUUCUAGAUAUAGAAAUAACUCAGUAUUAUAAUAUAUAUUAUAACUCGGCCUAAACAAAAUAACAAUACAUUCCAAAAUUUAAAAUAAAUUAAUAUAGAAUAAAUUUAAAGCAUCAGCAAUAGAGCCGGAGUUGGCUUGUGACAGUAAGGAGAAUAAGAAGCAUUAUUUAAUUUGAUUUUAGUCAGAUUUCAGUCUAUUAAACUAAUUUAGCAGGACAUUUCUGUUCAAAGAACAAAUCUCUUAAAAAGGGAAAGCCUGUGGUCAUACAGCGUUCCGAAACAUGAUGUUAGUCUUGUGCUCUUACUGUACUGUCGAGGUUGGCAUUUGCCAUAGAUAGUUAUGACCAAUACUACACCAAGGAAGCAGCCAUGCAGUUACUACUGACUGUCUUCAGAUAAACAUGUUGUGAUUCUAGCAGGGCGAUCCAUAAUGUUAGGCUUAUGCAAUGUUGAAAGCAAAUGACCUUGUUUAUCUGUCUCGCUGAUAAGAGGAACCUCCACCAAAGAGACCAAGUGGACAAACAAGGUUUUUCGUGUCAAAACAGUGUCAAAGCACAACUUUGGUCGGCGUCGCUGAAUUAAAAUAAGCGUUUGACAAUACAGUCGCACCUUUUCCCUUCACCCGGCAUCAUCUGAUCCCCUUCUGUGUUGACACAUUUCUUGACAAACCAGUAUCCAUGUGGUGGUUUUCAUAACCUGAAGUACAGACCAGGAUCAGUAAUUUGCUCAUACGGAGACAAACAGGGUUGUUUUGAUGUGCCAACGUCAAUAUUGACGACCAACCCCCGUGAACCUGGAUCCACGCACAUCCAACGGGGUCAUCCACGCUUUACAGCAGCUUUGUAAAAACAAUUUUUUUUUUUUUUUAAAUCUACGUACACUGUCAAUCAUUUACCUCCCUGGAGGCCAGAUCUUUACAUAAAUACUGCUGCUUCGGGGAAAUCCCAUUAGAAGGAAAACUAGAGUCAUAGAGAGCAAGUCUCAGAAGUGAAUCCAAGAGCCGAAACUUCAGCAGGAUUAAGGAGAUGCCUGGAUUAUUUGAGAAGCUGACAUUUGUGGCAGGAGUGGCCCUGGCUGUCGUCGCUGUAGUGAGGUCUUCCCCUUUCGUGGGACCGGAGCCAAUACGCUGUGCUCCCUGCACGCAAGAGAAGCUGAACGAGUGUCCCGCCGUCCCAGCAGACUGUAAACAGAUGCUGAAGGAGCCGGGCUGUGGCUGCUGCAUGGCCUGUGCCCUGGAGAAAGGGGCAUCCUGUGGAGUUUACACUGCCCACUGCGCUGUGGGUCUGCGCUGCACUCCCAGGCCCGAUGAGGUCAGACCUCUCCACGCUCUGACCAGAGGACAGGGGGUCUGCACCGAAGAUGUGGACCAAGAGGAAGCUGAGGUGCUCCCUGACCACAGCUCCACGCACCACUUAGUGGGUCUCAACCUUCACGUCGACCACCAAGACAACACUGAGGGCCAAGAGAGCAUCAAGUCCAAGGUCAAUGCCAUCCGCAACAAACUGAUACAACAGGGACCCUGCCACUUUGAACUCCAAACAGCUCUGGAGGUGAUCGCCAGCGCUCAGCGGAAACUUGGAGAGAAGUUCACAACGUUCUACCUCCCAAACUGUGACAAACACGGCUUCUACAAGGCCAAGCAGUGUGAGUCAUCUCUGGUCGGACCGCCUGCCCGCUGCUGGUGUGUCUCCUCCUGGAACGGCAAGAGGAUCCCAGGGUCGAGUGACCUGAUCGUUGAUUCAGAGUGUCACCAAGAAGUCACACUGUGAGGGACACACAUACACACACUCGCCCCCCCCCCCACUGCAUGUGUGAGCACAUAACAUGUUUCUUAAGUUAAUCUCUGUCUGCAACCACCUGGUGAAGUGACUUCCUUUUUAACAAAAAGACGUUUAUUCCUUUUUAUUUACAUGACGUAUGCAUCGAGACUUAUUUAUUCACUACUUGUAUAUUCUUCCAAAUGUUAACCAUUUGUUGUUUUUUAGAUUUUUAUACAUGUUUGUUUGUUUGUUUGUUUUCAAUUGUAAACAGGGCAACAGUGUAUACAUUUGUGUUUCCGACUAAAAACUCCAGCGCUAGAAACCACUGGUCCACAGUUAUGUCAAGCACAUUUUCAGGAGUCUUCAGGAUUCUUUCUUUUUUUCACUCAUUCAAAACUGGAGCUGUGCAUGGCACGAAAACCAUACAGCUGCUCAUUCAUUCAACAUGUUGACAUUGUCUGAAUGUAUCUCCAUUGGCGUUUCCUCAAUGGGCAUUGGUGGAAAUACUUAAAGUGCCACAAGUAUGUGCAUAGUGGUCAAGCACAAACAUAUCAGGGUUCAUCCAAGCCGCUCUGAGAUUUGGGACUCGCUCUUCUGCAUUUGUCUACCUCUUCUAGGACUGCAGGUCCACAGGUUUAGCGGGUUUAGAGGGUUGCUUAGGGUUUUGUUUUUUUUCUCGGGUACAAUUUUCAUUGUUUUCUCAUAUUCUACUUUCUUUAUUUAUUACAAUUCACCACGUGUUUAUGCUUUUGUUUAUUGUUGAGGUCACAUGUGGUGGACAGUUUUUUGUGAAUGCUAUUUGCCAGGAAUGCUGCUAUCCCACCUUUGGGUUGUAUAAAAAACAAUGUAGAAAGUCCUCUUACUCUGUGGAUUUGCAUUCAAUUAAAUAUAUUAUUUAAUCCUU
Molecule: messenger RNA, 5506 nt
Organism: Solea senegalensis (Senegalese sole)
Lineage: Eukaryota; Metazoa; Chordata; Actinopteri; Pleuronectiformes; Soleidae
Product: insulin-like growth factor-binding protein 1
Exons: 4
Coding region: 3868-4611 (247 amino acids)
Biological process (GO): regulation of insulin-like growth factor receptor signaling pathway
Cellular component (GO): extracellular region
Molecular function (GO): insulin-like growth factor I binding; insulin-like growth factor II binding
Source: RefSeq, a predicted model, not a curated record